Messenger RNA from Phasianus colchicus (ring-necked pheasant), 2653 nucleotides. Lineage: Eukaryota; Metazoa; Chordata; Aves; Galliformes; Phasianidae. The record is from RefSeq and is a predicted model, not a curated record.
GAUCAACAUGGGAUUAACAUGGGAUGAAAACAGGCACGGUGGUGAGUCCACAUGGGAUUAACAUGGGAUCAUCAUGGGAUGGGUGGUAAAUCAACAUGGGAUUAACAUGGGAUUGACAUGGGAUGAAAACAGGCACAGUGGUGAAUCAACAUGGGAUUAACAUGGGAUCAACAUGGGGUUAACAUGGGAUUAACAUGGGAUCAACAUGGAAUUAACAUGGGAUGAAAACAGGCACGGUGGUGAAUCAACAUGGGAUCAUCAUGGGAUUAACAUGGGAUGGGGACAGGCACGAUGGUGAAUCAACAUGGGAUUAACAUGGGAUCAUCAUGGGAUGAAAACAGGCACGGUGGUGAAUCAACACGGGAUUAACACGGCACGAACAUGGGAAGAACAUGGGAUGGGCACAGGGUUAACAUGGGAUUAACACGGGAUGAAAACUGGCACGUUGGUGAAUCAACAUGGGAUUAACAUGGGAUUGACACGGGAUUAACAUGGGAUGAAGUGCUGACUUGUCAAUGCAACACAUGUGAGCAGCGUGCAAGGAACACGGGAUGCACGUGGGGUGGUCACGUGACCAGCAGGCAGCUAACAUGGCUUGGACAUGGGGUGGUCAUGUGACCACACGGGAUGGACAUGGGAUUAACAUGGGACGGAGAUGAGUACAGCAGUGGAUCAACAUGGGAUGGACAUGGGAUGAACAUGGGAUGAACAUUGGAUUAACACGGGACGGAGAUGAGUACAGCAGUGGAUCAACACGGGAUGGACAUGGGAUGAACACGGGAUGAACAUGGGAUGAACAUGGGACGGAGAUGAGUACAGCAGUGGAUCAACAUGGGAUGAACAUGGGAUGGACAUGGGAUGAACAUGGGAUGAACAUGGGAUGAACAUGGGACGGAGAUGAGUACAGCAGUGGAUCAACACGGGAUGGACAUGGGAUGAACAUGGGAUGAACACGGGAUGAACACGGGAUGGAAAUGAAUACAGCAGUGAAUCCACAUGAGACCAACGUGGGGUUAACAUGGAUUUAACAUGGGAUGGACACGGGAUUAACAUGAGAUGAACACGGGAUGGAGGCGAGUACAGCAGUGAAUCCAACAUGGAAUUAACAUGGGAUGAACACGGGAUGGACACGGGACAGGAAUGAGUUCAGCAGCGAAUCAACACGGGAUUAACAUGGGAUCUACAUGGGACAGAAAUGAUUACAGCAGUGAAUCAACAUGGGAUCAACACGGGAUUAACAUGGGAUGGAGAUGAGGACAGCAGGGAAUCAACAUGAGAUUAACACGGGAUCUACAUGGGAUGGACACAGGUAGAGCAGCAAAGCAACAUGGGAUCAACACGGGGUUGACAUGGGCUCUACAUAGGAUGGACAUGGGAUGGACAUGGGAGGAACAUGGAAGCAACAUGGGAUUAACAUGAGAUGGACACGGGAUCAACAUGGGAUGGACACGGGUAGAGCAGCAAAGCAACAUGGGAUCAACACGGGAUUGUCAUGGGAUUUACACACGAUCUACAUGGGAUGGACACGGGUAGAGCAGCAAAGCAACACGGGAUCAACAUGGGAUGAACGUGGGAUGGACACAAGUAGAGCAGCAAAGCAACAUGGGAUCAACACGAGAUGGGCACAGGAUCUACACGGGAUCUACAUGGGAUCAACACAGGAUGGACACGGGAUCGACAUGGGACGGACACAGGAUGGACAUGGGAUCAACCCGGGAUGGGCACGGGAUCUACAUGGGAUCGACACGGGAUGGACAUGGGAUCAACAUGGGAUGGACACAGGAUGGACAUGGGAUCUACACGGGAUGGGCACAGGAUCGACACGGGAUCUACAUGGGAUCGACACGGGACGGACACAGGAUGGACAUGGGAUCUACACGGGAUGGGCACGGGAUCUACAUGGGAUCAACACAGGACGGACACGGGAUCGACACGGGACGGACAAAGGAUGGACAAGGGAUGAACACACGAUAAACACGUGAUGAACACGUGACAAACACAUGACAGACGCAAGGGCACAGUGCUAUUCCACCACAGGGGCCGACACGCUAAGAACACGCCAAGAACACGCCAAGAACAUGUCAAGAACACGCCGAGAAGCCGCCACGAAUCCCAGCUGCCUUCCACGCCAGCGGCUCUUCCACGCACGAUCCCGCGACCUUUUCCUUCACGCCACGCGUGUCCUUAGCGUGUGCUAAGCGUGUUCUAAGCGUGUUCGGUAGCCAAACGCGGCGCUAAAGCUUUCAGAAGGGAGCGGAGGUGCCGGGCUCCGGCUUGAGCAGCUUCCAGAACUUCUUGGUGACCUUUUGGACCUUCAUCCGUGUCACCAGAACCGUCCUCAGCCGUGCCAGGAGCCGUGUUGGUGAUGAGGGAAAGGCCAAGGAGUCUCAAACCGCAAUGGCGGGCCGCCACCGCCUCGGAAACCGUGCUCAUGCCUGGAGGGAGGAAGGGAACACGCUAAGGACACGCUAAGGACACGCUAAGGACACGCUAAGGGGAGGAGAAGCGCAGGCAAAGGGGGGAUUUUCCCCCCAAAGUGGCCCCGAAGUUCACCAAAUAUCCCCGAGUUUCACCCAAAAUAUACAGGAUUUUUCCCCAAAUUUCCACCAAGUCCACCCCAAAAUUCCCCAGAUUCACCCCAAAAAUCCCCAGA